Messenger RNA from Neoarthrinium moseri, 1017 nucleotides. RefSeq lists its product as uncharacterized. The record is from RefSeq and is a predicted model, not a curated record. The transcript has a single exon. Gene Ontology annotation, cellular component: mitochondrion. Gene Ontology annotation, molecular function: omega-amidase activity. Bases 1 to 1017 code for a protein of 338 amino acids. Lineage: Eukaryota; Fungi; Ascomycota; Sordariomycetes; Amphisphaeriales; Apiosporaceae. Gene Ontology annotation, biological process: L-glutamine metabolic process; oxaloacetate metabolic process.
AUGAGGCCAUUUCUAAAGACCUUGAGAGUCUUCACCAGGUCUUUCCCAUCCUCUUCGCCAAUUUCCUGUCUCGCACCCCUGGCCCGCACCAUGGCGACAUCUACUGGACCGGUGCUCAAGCAGCCCGUGAAGCUGGCCUGCAUCCAGCUCGCCAGCGGCGCCGAUAAGGCCGAGAACCUGGCGCAUGCGAGGGAAAAGGUCCUAGAGGCUGCCCAGGGCGGCGCGAAGAUCAUUGUCCUUCCGGAGUGUUUUAAUUCGCCUUAUGGGUGUGAUUACUUUCCCUCCUACGCAGAGACUCUGCUCCCAAGCCCGCCUUCCAAGGAGCAGUCGCCCUCCUACCAUGCGCUCUCCGAGAUGGCCGCCGAGACGAAAACGUACCUCGUUGGCGGCUCGAUACCAGAGGCGGACCCAAGCCCCGAUUCAAAGAAGUACUACAACACCUCGCUGAUCUUUGGCCCGGACGGCAAGCUCCUUGCUAGUCACCGGAAGGUCCACCUGUUCGACAUCGACAUCCCGGGGAAGAUCACCUUCCGCGAGAGCGAUGUGCUAUCACCUGGCAACAAGGUGACGCUGGUCGAGCUCCCGGACUACGGCAAGAUUGCCAUUGCCAUCUGCUACGACAUCCGGUUCCCGGAGUUGGCUACCAUUGCGGCGCGCAAGGGCUGUUUUGCCCUCAUAUACCCAGGCGCUUUUAACACGACGACUGGUCCGCUGCACUGGGCUCUGCAGGCCCAGGCCCGCGCGAUGGACAACCAGAUCUACGUCGCCAUGUGCAGCCCCGCGCGGGACGUCAACGCCUCGUAUCACGCCUGGGGCCACAGCCUGAUCGCAGACCCCAUGGCCAAGAUCCUCGUCGAGACGGACGAGAAGGAGAGUACCGUCAGCUGGGAGCUCGACGGGGCGAAGAUCGAGGAGACGCGAAAGAAUAUACCUCUUGUCGGCCAGAGAAGAUUCGAUGUCUACCCCGACGUGAGUGCGGGUAAGGUCCGGUUUGACGAGCCGGAUGUGCCCAAAUAG